UUAAAAAAAAAUUGGAGCUGUUUGACCACGAGGACAAAAGACCGGAAAACCCCCUAGGGUUUUCUGCACGAAAGAUUCCGCACCACACACUCCACUCUUCACCGAAAAUGGUGAAUCCUCUUCCUGACACUGACGCACUCCAACAACAACCUUUCGGCAAAGCAACCCCAGUCGAGGUCAGCAGCGACGAGGAAGGCUUUCGAGGCGCCUGGUACUUGGCCACAAUUCUCGAAUUCCCUCCCAAAUCCACUUCCAAGAAACGCAAGAAGGCCUUGGUUCAGUACAAGACUUUGCUCGCCGAAGAUGGCUCAUCCCCUUUGACUGAACACGUCGACCCCGCUUUUGUACGGCCGUUGCCGCCUCAAGAGAAGGAGGAGGAUGGUCAAGUGUUUGAGGUAAACGACGUCGUUGAUGCGAGGUAUAGAGAUGGGUGGUGGACUGGGGUUGUGAGAAGGGUUUUGGAAAAGUCGAAAUAUAGGGUUUAUUUUGAUAAUCCUCCCGAUGUUAUUGAGUUUGAGAGCAAAGAUUUGAGGGUUCAUUGGGAUUGGAUCGAUGGCAAAUGGGUUCGACCUGAAAAGCAGCAAUCAACAGGCUCCAUUUUUAGCUCAGGGACAGCAGUGGAGGUAAGUAUUGACAAAGAAAGUAUACGUGAUGUUUGGUUCCCUGCAUUAGUCAUAAAAGAACUUGGGGAGAAUAGUUUCUUGGUGAAGUAUCAGAGCUCAAGGAACGAUGAUGAGUCUGGGACAGUAAAAGUUGUUGUAGAUUCCCUCCAUAUCAGACCCACUCCUCCUCGUUAUGCAGAUAGAAAUUAUGAGUUGCUGGAAAGAGUGGAUACAACAUAUAAUUUUGGUUGGCGAAGUGGAGUAAUUACCAAAGUUCUUACUGGAAGAAGGUACAAUGUGUUUUUUAAGCAUGGAAAUGAGGACAAGGAACUCACUCACACAGAUAUAAGGCCUAACGUUGAAUGGAUUAAUGGCAAAUGGGUUAGUAAAUCCAAGGAAGUCUUAAUUGCUUCUGAAGAGCAAGAGCAGAUAGGAAAUGCUCACUGUGGUACUCAGAACCCCGUGGUGGCUGGAGAACAUGGAAGUUUGUUUGCCACAAAGGAUAGCACUGAAGAUAAGACUCCUUUGACAAGUAUAAGCAAGAAUUUUAUGGAGCAGCCAACUCCCGCUGAUGAAAACAAUGCUUUGCUCUCAAGCAAGAAGAAGAUCAAACUAGAAACACCUAAUGGCAACACUUUGCGCUCACGCCCUUCUAAAAAGUCAACCGAAGGAAACACAGUGGAGACACGAUCAUCAGUCUCAGGCGAUCAGUUGAAAGAUAUGCUUAAUGAAACAUCAUGUAAAGAAGGUACUCCAAAGACUGGUGGAACAGGAACUAGAUUAACGAAGAAAACUGUGAUUGUAGAUCAGCCUUGUGCUAAGAGUGAGAGCCCUUUGACAGGAAGCACAACUCAAACUGCUUCGAAUGACUGCCUUUUCUGUCAACAUCACCGUUCUAACUGGAAGACUAAGCGGCAGAAAGUCAGUUCAGUUGACAGUAAAAUAAGUAACCUUGUGAAAAGGAAUGUAAGAGCUAGAAAGUCACCAAGUGAAGGUCCACAGGUUUCGACAGCAGGCAAGGAGGGAAUUACAGGAACUGCUGAAGAAAUUAACGAAGGAGAGGUUAAAACGAAAGAAGUUGAAAUGCCUAUCAUCUUAGGAUUAACAGCAAAGUCCACAAAGACUUCACAGGCUGAAAAUUCUUUUCAGAUUCCUAAUGAUGAAUCUCUGAAGCUAAAGGGGGAUCCAAAGAAUAGCGUAAAUGAUUCAGUGGGAAAUGAGAACAUGGAAAUAAAGGAGCAGAAAGUUGGAGUAAGCAAUCAGAAAAGGAAGAGGGGAAGACCACGUAAAUCUGUAGUUACAAGUCCAAAGGCUUUUGAUGCUGGUAAGGAGCAAAAUCGGACUGGAGGUCUUGCUGAUGAAAAAGCUUUAAAAGAUUGUACGAGUAAUGAAACUGAAUUGUCAAAACAUAAAGGGGUGGAUUUGUCAGAUGCUUUUAAAGGAAGGACAACUGAUAUUUCUGCUUACAAAACAAAAGAGGUUCACUUGGCGAUUGCUGAUAUUUCCAACAUGGCAGAUGAGGAUCAACCUCUACGAACAUGGAUAGGAGGAAUGCACUCUUCAGUUGAUGAAGAAUCAAGACUUUCCUCUGGUAGGCUUGUCAAUGGAUGGAAUGAGGAAAGAGAAGGACUAGUUGAUGUUCCAGUAGAAUCUCUUGCAAUUGAUGCCAGAGGUAGAAGUCCAUUUGAUGAUGAUCGAAGUUUGCCUUUUGUGAAGAAAUCGCCUGUCUGGCGAACAAUUGAAUCAAUGGAUGUCUUCCAAAUUGUGCCCCAAAAACCACAUUUUCAACCUUUGGUUGGAAACAAAGAAGAGUUUAUUGAAGGAUCGGCAAUUGGAAUCAUGGUAACCUUUGCUGGUUUGUUUGAGAAGAUAUCCAUGUUGCAUUUUGAUGACCCUAGAAACACAUUUGACAGCAUUUUGGAAAGUCUUAAUGACUUGGAAAAGCAUGGAUUUGAUGUUACUUUACUUAAACAUCGCUUGAAUGAAUUACUGUCAAUCAAGGAAGGGCAAGGACAGCAUCUAGGAGAGAGAGAAAAUGCUGGAAGGGAGAUAAUUGAGAAUACAAAGGAGACAACUAAAUUUGAAGACGAGAUGGAAGAGAUUGAAAAGAAGAUUACUCAGUUACAAGAAAGACAUACUGCCAUAAAGUCAGAAAAGGAGACCAAGGAUCUUAAGAUUGCUAGUUUGAGGUUGCAAGUAGAUGUUCUAAAUGACGUUAUUCAGACCGCCUCGCAGGAUUUUAAAAAAGUAGCUACUGCCCCUUGGAAGUUGCCAUGAUUGACGGUGCACUAUUAAAGGUUUCUUGUUCAUAACAGUGAGACUUGUGGAGCACAGGUGACGAUUAUUGUUGUUAAAUAUGUGGAUGCGACUGUAGUGGUGAUUAGGUUAGGUGAUCAGUAGGGUCAUUUGAAUUAUUAGAUCUGAAUGUAUUAGUUGUUUCAUGCACAUAGCAUUUGGUCUUUGGAGUCAUGUAUGUUCAGUAAUGGGGUCUUUUUUGAGUCAAAAUGUGGACCUGUUUCCCCUAGACUAGAAAUACUGAAAAUGUGAAAUACUAACUUUUGUGGAAUCCUUUUAAUAGAGUUUCUGCAAUAUUGCUGCUGCA
This is a messenger RNA of Theobroma cacao (cacao), 3204 nucleotides long. It is a transcript of the gene DUF6, whose product is annotated as agenet domain protein. The record is from RefSeq and is a predicted model, not a curated record. Lineage: Eukaryota; Viridiplantae; Streptophyta; Magnoliopsida; Malvales; Malvaceae.